Molecule: messenger RNA, 11486 nt
Organism: Toxotes jaculatrix (banded archerfish)
Lineage: Eukaryota; Metazoa; Chordata; Actinopteri; Toxotidae
Gene: mast2
Product: microtubule associated serine/threonine kinase 2
Exons: 30
Coding region: 702-6644 (1980 amino acids)
Biological process (GO): intracellular signal transduction; peptidyl-serine phosphorylation
Cellular component (GO): microtubule cytoskeleton
Molecular function (GO): ATP binding; magnesium ion binding; protein serine/threonine kinase activity
Source: RefSeq, a predicted model, not a curated record
CUCAGACUUCCAGGAACUAAGGCGGAUUAACCGGGCAGACUGUACCCAGGGUAGACACUCUGUUCCCGGGGACAGGCAGACGGGAGCGUCCCUCUGAGUCUUUAGUCUGGUUGAUCGGUGGCAGGAGCUGAGGGGUCCUCUGUGGGCAACUAGUCUGAACUGGAAGGAUCAGUUCCCUGUUUAUUAUCUGACGUGAUGGAGCUGCUCAGAACCUGGGGAUUAUUUUCAUGAAAGAAGAAGGAGGAAGUAUUUCUAUUCAGGAUUUAUCACGUGUUGUUUUUUUAAACUUACUUUGGAUUAUUCAGAGGAAGACAGCAUGAGAAGGAGGAAAUCCCAAAUGAGCUGCUGUGUCACAUACGCCGAGUUUGUGUAUUGGGAUCAGAGAAAUGUGUGUGUGGUCUGCACGUAGCUCCACAGACUGUGUGUGUUUGUGUGCGUUGUGAGGCAGUCUGUUAGUUUGUGACUCAGCAAGUCCGUGCUUGCUGGUGAAGGAACACUCUACCCCAGAUACCUCACAUAACUGUGUGUGUCUCUGUGUGGAGAUAAGAGCAGGUGCUGACGUAACACACACACACACACACAUACACACUCUGGUCAUUCCUUUAUAUAUAAAAUUGUUGUUGGAGGACUGGCUGUAGGACAGUUUCUGCUCCUUAGUGGAGUCUCAGUGCUCAGGAUGUGUUUGACGCACAGAUGAGUCGAUGCAGUCCGGUGGAUUAUUAAAGAUUACAGCUGAGCCUUUUGUCCCGGGACACAAGAUGAAGAGGAGGAAGGAGCGAGCAGGAGCCCCACACCUCCGCCUCCAAAUCUGGUCGCCGGCUCAGCUGCGUUGCCACGGCAACAGCAGCCUCCUCCAGCACCUGCUGUCCCCCACUUCCUUUCAUCCCUCUGUCGUUCAGCCCCCUGUCAUCACCCUCUCUCCCUCCUCUUCCUCCUCCUCCUCCUCUCCCUCCCUCUGUUCCUCUGACGGCCCACUGUCAGCCCCUGUUCACCAGCGAGGAAACCCCUUCCUCUGGAGUUGUCGAACGAGCAACAGGAAGAGUCUGAUUGUGACGUCCAGCACCUCCCCCACCCUACCACGACCACACUCACCUCUGCACGGACACACAGGUACCAGCCCACUGGACAGUCCUCGCAACUUCUCCCCCAACACAGCUGCACACUUCUCCUUUGUUCCUGCACGCAGUCACGGACACAGGGCUGACAGGACGGAUGGUAGACGCUGGUCUCUGGCCUCAUUGCCUUCCUCUGGCUAUGGCACCAACACUCCCAGCUCCACUGUCUCGUCCUCCUGUUCAUCUCAGGAGAAGCUGCACCAGCUGCCGUUCCAGCCCACACCGGACGAGCUGCACUUCCUCACCAAACAUUUCAGCUCUGAGAGCAUCACAGACGAGGAGGGACGCCGCUCCCCCGCCAUGAGACCGCGAUCUCGCAGCCUCAGCCCCGGGCGCUCGCCUGUCUCCUUUGACCAUGAGAUUGUGAUGAUGAACCAUGUGUACAAGGAGAGGUUCCCCAAGGCGACUGCUCAAAUGGAGGAGCGUCUGGCUGAGCUGCUGUCCUCCUCGGCCCCGGAUAAAGUGUGCCCGCUGGCCGAUGGGGUCCUGAGCUUCAUCCACCAUCAGCUGAUAGAGCUGUCCAGAGACUGCCUGGAGAAAAGCAGAGAGGGCCUCAUCACCUCCCGCUAUUUCUACGAGCUCCAGGAAAACCUGGAGAAGCUGCUGCAAGAUGCUCAUGAGCGCUCAGAGAGUGUGGAGGUUACCUUCGUCACACAGCUCGUCAAGAAGCUGAUGAUCAUCAUCGCCCGGCCUGCGCGUCUGCUCGAGUGUCUGGAGUUUGAUCCUGAGGAGUUCUACCACUUGUUGGAAGCAGCAGAGGGCCAUGCCAAGGAGGGCCAGGGCAUCAAGUCCGACAUCCCCAGAUACAUCAUCAGCCAGCUGGGCCUCACCAGGGACCCCCUGGAGGAAAUGGCCCAGCUGAGCAGCUAUGACAGCGGGAACCCAGAAACCCCAGAGACUGAUGACUCAGUGGAUAGCCGAGGAACCACAGUCCCAGCAGCUCCACCACAGACCAAAACCAAAACACCCAGAGAGGAAGACUUUGAAAACAUCAAGCUCAUCAGUAACGGAGCCUAUGGUGCCGUGUUUCUGGUGCGGCACAAAGAGACCCGGCAGCGUUUCGCCAUGAAGAAGAUCAACAAGCAGAACCUGAUCCUGAGGAACCAGAUCCAGCAGGCCUUUGUGGAGAGAGACAUCCUGACAUUCGCUGAGAACCCGUUUGUUGUCUCCAUGUUCUGUUCCUUUGAGACCAGGAGGCACCUCUGCAUGGUGAUGGAGUACGUGGAGGGUGGAGACUGUGCCACACUGCUGAAGAAUAUUGGAGCUUUGCCGGUCGACAUGGCUCGUAUGUACUUUGCUGAGACUGUCCUUGCAUUGGAGUAUCUUCACAAUUAUGGCAUCGUACACAGAGAUCUCAAACCUGACAAUCUUCUGAUCACAUCCAUGGGACACAUUAAGCUGACGGACUUCGGUCUCUCAAAGAUCGGUUUGAUGAGUUUGACCACAAACCUGUAUGAAGGACAUAUCGAGAAAGACACCAGAGAGUUCCUAGAUAAACAGGUGUGUGGCACUCCAGAAUACAUCGCCCCAGAGGUCAUCCUGCGUCAGGGCUACGGGAAGCCGGUGGACUGGUGGGCAAUGGGAGUGAUCCUGUACGAGUUUCUGGUGGGCUGCGCUCCCUUCUUCGGAGACACACCGGAGGAGCUGUUUGGUCAGGUCAUCAGCGAUGAAAUCAUCUGGCCAGAGGAAGAUGAAGCUCUGCCUCAGGACGCUCAGGACCUCAUCUCCAAACUGCUGAGACAGAAUCCACUGGAGAGGCUGGGCACAGGAAGUGCCUUUGAGGUGAAGCAGCACCCGUUCUUCACAGAGCUGGACUGGAACAGCCUGCUGAGGCAGAAAGCCGAGUUCAUCCCCCAGUUGGAGUCUGAAGACGACACCAGUUACUUUGACACUCGUUCCGAUCGGUACCACCAUGUGGAUUCAGAGGAGGAAGAUGACACCAACGAUGACGAACACGUGGAGAUCCGACAGUUCUCCUCCUGCUCGCCUCGCUUCAGCAAGGUGUACAGCAGCAUGGAGCGUCUGUCUCUGCACGAGGAGAAGAGGACUCCUCCUCCCACCAAACGCAGCCUCAGUGAGGAGGGAGGAGAUCGUAUCGACAGCCUGAGUGGACUCAAGUCCAGAGAUCGAUCCUGGCUGGUGGGAUCUCCAGAGAUCCUGAGGAAGCGUCUGUCUGUUUCGGAGUCGUCCCACACAGAGAGUGACUCCAGCCCACCUCUGACAGUCCGGAGGCGCUGCUGCUCCGCCAUCAUUGAGAUGCCACGCUUUGCCAUCUCCUCUGAGGAGGAAGGAGGUCAAGGACAAGGUGCUGCUGGAAGUCGUAAGAGUCCCAGCCUGCUGGGCCCGAGUGCAGUGAGGGGCCCACGGAGCGAUGAGCUGCCCCUCGCCAUCCCAGAGCUCCCAGUGGAGAGGGAGCUGAAACUGGACGAGUCUCCCACCACCCCGAGCUCCACCUGCAGUCAGCUGAGCAAGGCCACUCUGACACCGGGCAGCUCAGGCGAUGUGUGUGAACGUGGCAAUGGCGGUAAUGGUGGUGCCAGUGGAGCCGCUAAAGGUGCGGCAGACAGCGACUCUCCAGCGACUCCAAAAGCCAUCAGUGACCUGGCGGCUCGCAGGGCUCGCCACCGGCUGCUUUCUGGAGACACAGACAAACACACAACGACUCCGAGCUCCAGACCGCUCAACAAGGUCAUCAAAUCGGCCUCCGCCACCACACUGUCACUGAUGAUCCCCGCAGACCACCACGGAGCCUCGCCACUGGCCAGCCCAAUGUCACCCCACUCACUGUCGUCCAAUCCAUCAUCUCGAGACUCCUCUCCGAGCCGGGACCUGUCCCCGGCGGUGAGCAGCGCCAAACCCGCCAUCGUGAUCCACAGAGCGGGCAAGAAGUACGGCUUCACCCUGAGGGCGAUCAGAGUCUACAUGGGAGACUCUGACAUCUACACCGUGCAUCACAUGGUCUGGCAUGUGGAGGAGGGUGGUCCGGCCCACGAGGCGGGGCUGAGGGAGGGAGACCUCAUCACACACGUCAACGGAGAGCCGGUCCAUGGUCUGGUUCACACCGAGGUGGUGGAGCUCAUACUGAAGAGCGGUGCUAAAGUGUCUAUCUCUGCCACCCCGUUCGAGAACACGUCCAUCAAAGUCGGCCCUGCCCGAAAGACAAGCCACAAAUCCAAGAUGGCGAGACGCAACAAGAAGACCAAGAACAAGGAGGGCCAGGACAGUAAGAAGAGAACAUCUCUGUUCAGGAAGAUCACCAAGCAGGCGUCUCUCCUCCAUACCAGCCGCAGUCUGUCCUCUUUGAACCGCUCCCUGUCCUCAGGGGAGAGCGGCCCCGGCUCGCCAACACACAACCUGUCACCACGGAGCCCCACGCAGGGCUACAGGUCCACGCCAGACUCUGCCCACUCAGUUGGUGGAAACUCGUCCCAGAGCAGCUCCCCCAGCUCCAGCGUCCCAAAUUCCCCGGCGAGCUCUGGCCACAUCCGGCCCAGCUCCCUGCACGGCCUCGCCCCGAAGCUCCAGCGCCAGUACCGCUCUCCCCGACGCAAGUCUGCCGGCAACAUCCCCCUCUCCCCUCUGGCACGAACGCCUUCACCCACACCUCAGAGCAGCUCACCACAGCGCUCUCCCUCUCCGCUGCCCAGCCAUGCUCUGGGCCAGUCUGCUGCUGGCCAGUCGUUCCCUGUGAAGCUCCACUCCUCCCCUCCCCUGGUGAGGCAGAUAUCCAGACCCAAGAGCGCCGAGCCUCCACGCUCUCCGCUCCUCAAGAGGGUGCAGUCAGCUGAGAAACUGGCUGCCUCCCUCUCUGGCUCCCCCUCGUCUCCCUCUGGGGUGGCAGCAGCGGGGGAGAAGAAGCUGGCCGUGGGAGCAGCUGUGGGGAGUCGUAAACACAGCCUGGACAUCUCACAUUCGGAGUUUAAGAAGGAAAUUCUGCAGCGGGAGCCGAGCCUGCAGAGUCUUCAGGAAUCAGCCAGCGAGGGCCUGCUGUCCUCAGCAGGACGAGGCGUGGAGAAGGGCAGCCUGCAGAAACACUCCUCUUCUAGGAAGUUAGGGCGUCAGGAAGGGGACAGUGCCCUCAUCGCGGUGUCCGGCUCGCUGGGUCUGGCCCCCGGGAAGAGCAAACUGAAGGACAAACUAUCGGCCAUCCGGCAGGACAGAGCCGAGCGGAGGGAGUCGCUGCAGAAGCAAGACGCCAUACACGAGGUCGAUUCAUCUGAGGACGAGACAGAUGAGGGCUCAGAGGACAGCCAGGACGGACGCAGGGGGGCGACCUUCACCCCUCCUCCCCUGCUGAGGCCCACCACUGUGAGAACAGGCCCUGGAGGCACUCUGCCAUCCCUCUGCCUUUCCCCCUGUACCCCUCAUGCUACAUUCACCCACACAGGGCCCUCACAGGCAGGCAGGUCCACUCCCACACAAACCCUCCCUUUGGUCACAGAGAGAAAGCCCAGUCAGAGCACCUCCUCCCCUGGACUAAAAGACAGAAGCUCUGCCUCAUCCACAGAAGAUGGUGUACAAGAAGAGAGGAAGGUUCAGGAGCACAGCGGUACCACAAAAACCACUCAGGGCCCCCUUCCCUUCUCCACUCCAGGCAGUGCAUUCAUCUCAGUCAGCAAAGACACUUUUCUUAAGCCGGCUUCUCCACAAGACUCGAAGAGCGUGAGGGGUAAAACUGGUCUGUCAGAGUCCAGGGUUGAAGACCGAACUCUGGACAGCCCUAGAACCACAAUCCCAUCUACCACAAUCACUACAAGCACUCCUGACCACAGAACAACCACAAGUACUACAGACUGCCAAGCCACUGACAGCCGAGAGACAGCCCGCACCUCCUGCUCCUCUCCAGGCAUCUCCAAGGAGAAGAAAGAGGCAGACAACCGGAGACUAUGUGCAGCUGCUGCUGCUGCAAGUCUGAGCACAUCGUCGUCAUCAUCCACUUCCAGCUCCAACUCAAGUUCAAGCUCCCCAGUUCCGCCCCCUGAGAGUGGCGUGGACAAAGUGGUGUCCCAGCUGGCGAUAGUAGCUAAGAGCGUUCUUGGUCCUGUCAAACUCAGCACAGCUGCAGACAAGAGCCAGAAGGACCAGAAACCAUCCAGAGGUGGCAUCCCAGAAGUCCCACCAACUGACCCUCUUUCAUUUCCCUCCAAACAGCUUCCGACCCCUCAGUCGCCUCACCUUUCAGAGUCCCCAACCAGACAGAAAACUGAGCGAGUUGCUUCACCCACCACCUCGCAGAGAUUGGCCAAAACCUCAACCCAAAAAGACUUCCUAGCCCCAGCACCGCCAUCCUGUAAGGAUGUCCCAGAAAGACCCACAUCAGGGUCUGCAGGUAGGGAGAACGCGUCCACCUUUUCAUCCGCACAGCGGCUGGGUGCAGCAGCAGCAGCUCAGCCCAUCCUUCACACGAGCCUCCCCACCUCUGCAUCUGAGCCACAGCGCAGGAGGUCUGAACCCCAGACGACAGCCGCCGCCGCCAACGCCACGUCCACCUCCUCGCAGCAAGACAAAGCAACCAGCAAGAAGACGUAGCAGCAAGAACCAGAACAAAAUGUACAGAUCACACCACUCAGUGCUGGCUUGGUUUUAAGACUCACACAAACUGCAUGUUUGGAAGAAAACAACAUAUUAGUAACUUCGCACUUACCAGAGAGUUUGACCUUCACAGCAACAGAAAGGUGUAGAGAGAGACAGAGAGCUAUCAGAAGCAGAGACAGAUGUGGUAGCCCUAGUUCCAUUCCAGCUGUUCUGUGCUGUUUUUGUUCGUGUGAGUUAUUUUGGUGUCCUGACGCUUUGGUUCCUGCUUUAAGACUAAACGCCACAAGAUAAGGCGUCGGCGUUCCCUCUCUUCCUGCAGACGUGAAAGGGGCUAGAAAUAAAGAGCUCAGUGGUCCGUGCACAUACAAUUUUAGAGGUGUAGAAACAUUACACUCAACUUUCUCACCCAUGGUCUUCGUCUGCUGCCUCAUUAUCUUUCACCUUGAUGUUCAGUAGAGCCUGCACCCGUGUUCCUCACAGUUCAGGCCGUGUUUUACCGAACACACUUUCUUUCCUUGCCCAACAACGUCCACUCAGCCGUGACUGGAAAAAGAUUGUAUCUCAGCAAUAAAGUCCAGCGUAUGUUUAGCAGUCUGUGUAAAUGCAUUACCGUGUGUUUAAUAGGAGUAAAUCUGCACCGUCAAUGAACACUCAGCACCCAGCUAACUUAGCCAAAUUCAAUUCUCCUCUCGCUGUACUCCCUGAUGAUCCGACUCUGCAGGUCUUGUGAAGGGGCGAUGUAUUCCCCGAGCACAGGCUCCAGGCGUGGUUCAGCAAUGUGAAGAGAUUCGUUUGAAUGCCAUCGUUGCGUUAGAUAAGGUUUGUGUGGAUGCAUCAAAUGGUGGAGACGUGAAAGGUGCAGCCAGGCACAGAACUGGAAUGAAUGAAUCUACAGUUUAAAUCCCAGAUUCAAAGAUGUAUUUAUGAGAUGCAGACUUUCCCAAAUCAGUCUGAACUCUCGACCUUCGCCUUGACAACAGGCUUGAUGUAGCAGAGUUAGUUUCAGUUCUCUCCAAGUUAAAUUUCAAAUAUCUGGAAACCACUGACUGACUGCCUGGAAAGUAGGGAGCUUUAUGUGAUGCCUCUGUCAGCAGAGUCAGACCAGGCUUACCUGGUGUGUUUUAACUCACAGCUUCGCCUGUGUUUUAGGUCCAAACACAUCCAGUCAUGAAGCCAAAGAUUUAAACAAUUUCCUGACUUUACACAGACUCUCGGCUGGAGUGAAGGAUCCAACCUGACUGGGAUAGUUUUAGAGACACUGCUCUGUCGGACCACCACCUUUUUAUUUCUGGCCCCAUCAGCCUCUGGAGGCUGCAGUAGUUUUAUUUGGUAUCUGGACCAACUUGCUGUGUUUUUGCCUCUAAUCCUGUAAAGUUGUCCGACUUUACAUUGUGUGAGUGUGUGUGAGAGGGAGAGAGCGUUUGUUAGUUUGUGCAUGGUUAUGUAUAUAUAUAUGAGUAUUUAAAGUUCUGUUGUGCAUCUGUUUUAUACCUUGAGUGUGAGAGUGAGAGUGUGUGCGUGUGUGUGUUUUAGGGUUAACGCUGUUCAGGACUCCCUGCUACCUGUGUAUGUGUGCUGAGCUCUCUACAUGUCUGUGUUGGGCGUCACGUUUGGCACAAAUCCUUUACGUCAUUUGUCUGAUAAAAAAGACUAAAACUCACUAAAAGCGAAGCUGGUACAGACGUUUGACCACUGACUGCCGUGUGUGGAGUUGCAGCUCAGUUCUAUUGUUGCUUCAGUAGGUAAAAACAAAAUGCAGUUAGCCUGUUAAAUUCAGUUCCACCUGUUUUUUUGUGUUGUUUUGUUGUUGUUGUUUUUUUAAUAUGCCACCUCUAUUUUCCUUUGUUUCCUUCUGUGUUGUCCUGACGACAUCUUUGAUUCCUACUGUACGUUUGUUUCAACAGUUUUUAUUUUGUUUUUUGGGGUUUUUUUUUUUUUGGUUUGGUUUGAGUCAUAUUUUGAAGAAAGUCACCUCUUUAAAUUCACACCGAGCCCCGACCCAGGUGUGAGUCCACUCGCGUUGUACAUUUAAACGUUGCCUGCAGGCUGACGUUGUCGUGCUGAGUUUUAGAUGAACUAAACCUCCCUCAGUGUUUUGUGUCUUUAACGACAGCAGAGUUCACAGAUUCCAGUUUAAUUACGAGCCUACUGGCUCAUUUAAAGGACACUGUUAAACUGACAUCAACACUGUCUCUGUAUUAUGUUUACAUGUUUAUUUUUUUGUGUUUUCUUUUGUUGUUGGGGUUUUUUGUUUUUUGUCAAUGGAACUUGUUGCCUGUAGCAAUCAAACCUCCUCGGGCAGACUAGGAUCAUUACCAACAACUCGUCUGUGUGUUUAGGCGACUCCUGAUCAUUGCGUGGUGUGUUAGUAUUUCGUGUGAUGAAGAGGUCGUCUGUGAUGGAGGAAGAUUCAGUGCACAUAUGUCAAAAUCAUCUCCGCUCUCAUGCACAGUGCUUGUGGUCCUGUGGCGGUGCAGGAGUGUGUUACCGGGUGUGUCUGUGGAAUAGAUCAGUGGUGCUGAGACCGGCACAGAGGAAGCAGGAGCUUUUGACCUCUUAGGAUCUGCCUGCGUUAUGCUUCGGCCAGUCGGGUGACUAACGACGUCUUUCUUUGGUGGUGUCAGACCUGAACAGAAUCGCUUUUGGUCAUUUAACCCUCUACAUUAGAUGUUAUUCAUACACAACCCAGACUCCUCGGCUCUCAGCGCGGUGUAACCAGAUGAUUGACUCAGUCUCAAUGCGCUGCUCAGAAACUUAAGAGGUGGCACGAAAAAAGCAGAGAUCAGUCUGCAGCUGAGACAUGAGUGUGAACACAGACAGAUUCAUAAACACUGAAGCUUUACAGCACACGAGGACAGAACUGUGAGGUUCAGAAAAGUUUGGCGGAGAAAACAGAGCCGGACUUUGGUUCAGAACCAGGUCCAAGGUGAUAAAAUACCAGCAUGAGAUUCUCUAAACGUAAUAACCCGAGUGUGUUUGUGUGUAAUCAUACACAGUCCAGCCCAUCUGCUCUCUGCUGGUUUUCCUAUUAAUGUUACAUGGACAGCUGCCACACACACACACACACACACACUCCCCUUCUCCUGUGUGUAAAGAUGAUGGUGCAGCCAUCUGCUGGAGAGUGAAGCAAGUGUCAGUUUUCCUGGUGGAGUCAUUAAUCUCAAGCCCUGAGCCUGUUGACCACACAUGCACACACACACACACUACCCAGCGUCCCUCUGGCUCCUCUGUCCUGUCCCGGUCAGUUCAGCAGUUACACUCAGCAUUUUGUUCGACCUCCAGCUUGUGUUUACCCAUCAUGCACCUCUGCUCCUCUGUGGCCAGGGACCACAAACCGACACACACAGCUACAGCUAUAAGUUCAUUAAACCACAAGUCAAUAGAAAAUCCAAACGCUCUGAAAGUCAGGGUUUGAGGACGUGAGCUGUGUCGUCAGGUUUUAUCGAGCACGGUUUGUUACUCAUCAGGGUUCAGAGACAUUUUUGAAAGGUUUCAAAGUUUUUGAACAGAUAAUUUACUUUGAGAAACAUUAAGAUAUUUUCCUACAAUCAACAAAGACUCUGAAGUUCUGAGAUGUUAAAUUUUGUACAAACACUUGCAUCUGUCCAACCCUCACUUUAGCCAUAAAUUAGAUUUUAAUCAGGAACCAAAAAAAUUAGGACACAAGAUUCUAAAUUUGCGGAGACAACUGAGUCAGUCAGUAACAAAAACACACAGAGCCUGUUCUUUGCACACAAGCUGAAACUCAGAGCACAGCAGAGCUCAUUAGGUUUGACCUGAAAAUGUUUAAGUAACAUCAAGCGCUUUUCAUUUAGCUCCAUCAGUUUCCUUUAAAAUAAAUCCUAAAGAAACUGAAACCCUCAGAUCCCGACUCUGGAAUUUUCCUGUUAAAGCAAAUCAGCCAGAAAUGUGAAAGUCUUUUUAGUCAGCCAAAACAACUCAACAUCAAGUUUUUCAUUGAUAAAACUCUGUAGAUACAACGCAGCUCCAUGUCGGUUUGUCCUGUUAAAACCUGUCUGCCAAGAUUUCCCCAGUCAGCAGCUGCAAACUGAGAAAAUUUUCAAUUUAAAACGACAAAUCUCUCGCUCAAGCUGAAAUACUGUCAAGAUUUUUCUGUCCCAUUGUCAAAGUUUUCUCACUGAUUAACUCAUUGGCCUGUCCUGUGGAAGACAAAUCUGUCAAAUGUGUCCACUUAUAUUUAGUAAGCUUUGUGUUGCUGAUACUGUCUGUACUUGCACUCAGAUACCAAACCUCCACUGUCUGAUUGACUGAUUAUUGUAAGUUGUGGGUUUGUCACUUAUGAGCUUCCGUACACCUCUGACUCUGAGCAGGAACAGUUUCAGUUCUGUCUCUGAGGCACAUAGAUGAUUUAAACAUGUGACUUUGGGUAUGACGAGGUACGAGGCCAAGCCUUUUUACCACUACGGCACACAGCACAUAUUCACACACACACAUACACACACACACACACACACACACACACACAUACACACGUUCUAAACCACCAUUAGAUGAGAUUCAGUGAUGUUUCAAUGUGCAGUCCGUUAAGCUUGUAUCUGUGUCUGAAGAGGCAGCAAAAACCGUCUUUUAUUGACUUGUCUCUUGCAGACAGUCGCAGUAUUUCCCAGCUGUGUGUGUUGUGUGUUUGAUGCGAUGAAGAGGAGGAGGAAGAUUCAGGCGUGCACCGUAAAAGCUUGAGAAAGACGUUAAGAGAGAGAAAAAAAAACAUUGCUAGAGUAAAACCAGUGCAAUAUCUUUUUAUUUUUUAUUGUGGUAAAAGCAUGUUGUUGUCAAUCUUACCUUACAACAAUAAUAAAGUUUUUUUUUUUUUAUGUA